This is a messenger RNA of Melitaea cinxia (Glanville fritillary), 503 nucleotides long. RefSeq lists its product as uncharacterized. The coding region runs from base 131 to 433 and encodes 100 amino acids. The record is from RefSeq and is a predicted model, not a curated record. The transcript has 2 exons. Lineage: Eukaryota; Metazoa; Arthropoda; Insecta; Lepidoptera; Nymphalidae.
CACGGUCAACAAAAAUGUUCUCGUACGCAUAAAUAUCCUCAUUCAUGUUUACAAUUUAACCGCGUGUGUUUCCUGCAAAUAAUCAUUCAUAUAUUUCGUUCUUCGUAUAACAAUAAAAUUAUUCCUUACAAUGAAAUUAAAAUUAGUUUUUAUUCUGGCUACACUAACGUGUUAUGAGUGCGGGUUGAUUUCUUCUAGUUUUUGGGCGCCACUAUUUAAUCCAAAAAUAUUAGGGUAUAAAGUUGAUAUAGCAUUCGAUCCAAAUGCAGGUAAAAAUGCGAGGGAAGAAUACAUACAGAAAUAUGGAAAAAAUGGUGAGAAAUUAAUAGCUGAUUUGAGCAAUGGAAAUGGACCUAAUAAGGAAUAUAAGGAUUAUGGAGAUAUACAGGUUUACUACACAUAUGAUGGGGCUAACAAAAGAGGACAUCACUAAUUAUAAAGCUUUCAUGAAUUGUGUACUUAUAGUGAGUUAAUACUAAUAAAACACUAAUUAAAUAUUCAUA